AAUCAUUUCUUUAUUUUUUUGAACUAAUACUAUUCUCUAUUGGAUGACACCAUGACAUCAAUACAUAUCUAAAGAUAAUUACGUGUGUUCCAGCGGAGAUAAAAACACUAGGAGAUUCUUCCCACUGUCUUAGCUUUGAUGAAUUGAGUUACCUGGUACUUGUUGGUGGGAGGUGACAAGUAUCCCGUGAAAUUAGUCGAGGUGUGCGAAAGCUGGUCCGGACACCACAGUCAUCCAAACAAAAAAGAUAAUUACAUAUAGGAAGUUGAACUAACAAUUAAGCAUCUCAUAUAUUUCAGCCAGUCUUUCAAUAACUUUCCCUAUAUAUACCCUUUGAGUAUAUGAUCAAUCUCACUCAAAUCAAAACACAACUUCCAUUUCUUCAUUUCCUUGAAGGAAAGUAAUAUUUUUCUAAUUGACCCAAUGGCUGCUUUCAACAAAUGCUCAAUCCGCUUAUUGAUCAUAGCAUUAUUGUCCAUAUCAAGCAUCACCACAAGUCAUGCUGCUCGUAGCCUGCUGCAAUUUCCCAACUUGCCUACAAUCCCCUCAUUGCCUCAGCCGACACUGCCACAAUUGCCCGCUAUUCCAAACUUGCCAACAGCAGCCACAUUGCCACCAUUGCCAAGUGUUGCAUCUUUGCCAACACUUCCAACAGCUUCUCCAUUGCCUACAUUGCCCUCUGUUCCGAAGAUGACUCUGCCUCCAUUGCCCGCAAAUAUUCCUCUGCCCAACAUGCCAUCAUUUCCAAACAUUCCUACACUCUCACCUCCUCCAUCCAACUGAUCUCGCGGCUUCCAACAUUUUACCUGCCUUACCAUAUGAUCUCUACCGUUUGAUAUUUGCUCUUCCCUUUUUUUUUUUUUAUUGUCUUUAUCUUUUUGAUUCGUAUUGAUAUAUCCUAUUAUUUGUACCCCUCUUGAUUGUUCUCUAUUGAUUGUCCAAAAAAACUACGGUAAUUAAGGUGAUGCAGUGUACUAUUAUUUAUUUA
Molecule: messenger RNA, 988 nt
Organism: Solanum dulcamara
Lineage: Eukaryota; Viridiplantae; Streptophyta; Magnoliopsida; Solanales; Solanaceae
Product: protein PELPK1-like
Exons: 1
Coding region: 424-783 (119 amino acids)
Source: RefSeq, a predicted model, not a curated record